AGGAGACCGAAAAUGUAAGCUCGGUGUUUCUUUCGCUUCUGUAGCUUGGCCUUCGGCAGCGUGAAAUCUUUGCCUGCUAGGGGAGGAUUUCACUUGCUGCGGAGGUGUUUGAUAAGGGCGCGUACCUGAAGAAAACCUGAGGUUAAAUCUGCCCAUAAGAAUCUAAAUUUCUGCUUGCGUGGCAAUGCUGCAUACGUCAGAGAAGAGAACUGGCAUUCUGCUACCAAGGACAUGGUCAAGCCAAGUGCCACCCUUGGUCCUUACAAGUCACAGGUAAAUAUCAAGAAACAAAAAAUGGACACUCAAAUAUUUUCCCCGUUACUAGGGGCAAUUACUAGCACGCCACCUCCGUUAGAAUCUUCCCGGCUGUAUAGCGACUGGUCAGCAUGUGGAGAAGAGAUCAGCACAAAAACUUCUUUUCAAGACUGCACAAAAAAACGGGCACAGGUAAAUCUUUCUUAUUCUGGCAGUGGCCCAGAUAUGUUUGGGCUAGUGUCAAGCAUUUUAGAGGAGCCAAACAAGACAGAACCGGUUACAGAUUGGAAUUCUCUUUCAAGAUUGUUUCCGCCAAUGUGGGCACCUGAUCUUGGAAACAAAGGUGAAUUCUCAGGGCUUUCAUCUAAGCACUCUGUAGAAAAUAAGGAUUUUUCAAACCUGAUGUGCACACAGAACUACUACCAAGAAGAGCUGCAGAAGUCGCGUGACGUGGAGAUGUUGCACAGAGGGUUAGAAGAUCUCCAUCUCCUAGAGUCUUGGCUUUCUCCAUCUGGCCCUUGCACUCAGCCUGAUAACAUGCUGAAGAACAGUUAUCCUGACAAUUCCUCUUUCCAGAAUAAGAAUUCAGUUCACCAAGAAGGGUAUUCAUUUCAAAGUGCCAACUACAAUCAGCACUUGCGCAGUUAUGACCACACGAGGUUAAAUGGGGACUGUGAAAAAAUUGGUCCCAAUUUUAAUACUUUUUCUUCUAGAAACAGACUUAAAGACGACACUACUGUUCAGAAAGACUAUUGGAAAAUUGAAAGAACAAGGGGUAACGUUAUGAAUAAUGAUGCACGUGAGCAAACUAAAUAUUCCCCUGAUCUUUCCAAUCAGCCUGCUGAUGACUCCUGGGAUAAAACGUCGCAGGACAGCCACUUGUUUUCUAAAAGAUAUGAAAACUUUACAGCUGCUCAUAAAUCACAGUCAUCUGUUCAUCCAUCGCUGUAUUUUUUCAAUCAACCAUCUAAAGAAAAUUUUUCUGGAGUGACAAACAGAAAACCACAGGAAACCCACAUGCAAAAUGGUCAUCAGAGCUUUACUUUGGGGGAUGCUUUUAAUAACAAUGAAUCUAAGAUCCAUGCUAGUCCUAAAGAGUGCUCUCAUAAAACUUUGGAGUAUGAUUUGUCUGUCAAAAAUAUGCAAAAUGGGAGUUACUCGCCCUACCAUAUGUGGCUGGAUGGAAAAACUGCAGGUCCAACAGCUGCGUCAGAUGUUGUGUAUGGAAAGCAGCUGGUAACAAGUCCCCAGUCAGCUUCUGGGGUUUCAACCAUGUCUGGUGGUUCUCCCACCCAUCACUCUGUAACACACUCCUACUUCUCACAGCUCUCCCCUGUCCCCCCUUCAAGAAAGGAUGGAAGGUUACACCCUUCAAAUGGUGUUUCUAAUAAUUUGGGACUUUCUAAUUUCAUCUCGGGAAACCAGAAGCAAACGAAACCCUUUGGACGCUCGCAGCACGAGUCGUUGACCAGUAAGGAGUGGCAGCACAGCAAAUUCCCCACGAGUUUUUCAUCCAACUGGUUAACACAGCCCAAUGCUGUGAGCGAAGACCCCGAGCUAUUCCACAGAUUUCAAAAAAAGCAAACGCAAGAAAAUGGUAAUAAAGAUGAUAGAAGAGGCAGAAGGAAUUGGGUUCCCCAUUUUGGAUAUGCAACCCCAAACCGCCCGCAGUUCAACAUGUUCCGAAAAAAGCCCGAGCAGAACGGUGGUAGCAUGUCAGAUCUCAUCAGUCCUUCUUUUCUCCCCUCCUUCCCGUUAAUGGCUGAUUUUAAGCAAAAUCCUGGCUUCCCUCCGUUUAAUCACCACCUGUUUUCAUCAGCAAAUAACUUCAGCUUUCCCCCUUCACCCUUUCCAUUCUCAGAACUUGUUGAUUUUCUUCAUUAUGAUGAUUUUAACCACUUGAACCCCUUCAUCAGUGAUCUGUUUUGUGGGGAAAUAACCGCACCGUACUUUGCCUUUCCAACGCCAUUUAACAAGUACAGACCGCCAAGAAAUCGCAGCGGACCUGCUAAUGAGCUUCAUACCCACCUGGAGGAGUGUUACGAGCAGUGGAGAGCUCUGGAGAAAGAGAGAAAGAAGACUGAGGCUGACCUCGCAAGAAACUUCCCAGGAAAGCGCAUAUCUAGCUCAAAUAACACUCCUGUGUCUCGGCUGCCUGCUAACCCAUCCCGCGUCGAUCGCUUGAUUGUCGACCAAUUGCGAGAGCAGGCCAGGGUGCUCACCUUGAUAGGGAAAAUGGAAAGGCUUCGUGGUGCCCCUGUGCACGGUAACAUAUCCGCGACGUUGGAACACCACAUGGAAGCCAUCCACGUAACACAAGCGAGGCGUAAGGAUGAGAUUGUUAAUGCUGCUAAUCCGCAGAGACAAGGAGCGCUGCGCUAUAAUAAUGAGAAAGAUGUUUUGGCUCUGGCAGCUGCCAUCAGAGAGUUGGCUGCUUCCACACGCAAGGCUCGUACUGCGCUGUGGUGUGCGCUACAGAUGACUUUGCCAAAAAUCUCUUUAAGCAGCCCAGUACGGCAGGACAACGUUGAAAAGGCCUUGCAAGAGCUCUAUCCUACAAGCACACAGGAAAAAAACAAUGUGGAGCAUGAAAAAGGAAGCAAAAAUGAACAACCUGAGGAACCCAUGAGGAUUCUGGAUUAAUAACAAAUACUCGAAGGGAGGCAGAGGGCUGAGGAUCGGGAGGGAAGGGCAAAAAGCCUGCCUAGUACUGAGGGGGGGGUGUUUUGAUGGGCUAUCGGAAGGUGAAAGGGUUAAAAAUAACUAAUCAGUGCUGCAAUUCUAUUACUGUGAUUCUGGUGUUGAGAGACACAUCCUGUAAUAGUGUUAAUGCAAUUUUAAUAUUGCUGGUGUUGCGAUGUCUGCUACAUAAGAAUUUUAUUAUUAAGGGGAACUAAACAAUAGCUGAGCAUUUUCCUUUGUCUGCUUAUCCAAAGCUCCGUAUCAGCUGUGACUCAAGCCAUGACCCGAGAAACCAGUGAGACAGGACUUAAUUCUCUUUUGUUAAUGAUAUAAUUUUGCAUACUUAAAAGACAAAGAAAAAAACACAUUUUAAAGGUAUUUAAGAAAGGUAUUUAAUUCAGGUGUUUUUUUCUUUUGUUUGUUUUGCACCAUGAUGUGGUUCUUUGAAGUGCCAAAGUGAUCAAUAAGUAGAUUGCAUCCUGUCACAGAGCAGUCCACCUCCUGUAUUGUUUCUGUGACUGGGAGUCGUUGAUCGUUCAGGUUAUUGCCAAGUUUAACGAGAAGAAUCGGUGUUUCCUGGUGGUUCUGCGAGAUGCUUCAGCAGUUGUGCUGCCGAUUCAGUUUCUACCUAGACCAAUGUAAACUGAGAUUUCAUAUCCCGUAUUCCAUAUAACAAUGUUUUACAUCUU
Molecule: messenger RNA, 3626 nt
Organism: Cygnus atratus (black swan)
Lineage: Eukaryota; Metazoa; Chordata; Aves; Anseriformes; Anatidae
Product: meiosis-specific coiled-coil domain-containing protein MEIOC-like
Exons: 8
Coding region: 232-2898 (888 amino acids)
Biological process (GO): meiotic cell cycle; male meiosis I; female meiosis I
Cellular component (GO): nucleus; cytoplasm
Source: RefSeq, a predicted model, not a curated record